AUGUCUCGCGAAGCCUACCAAGUCCCCUCCAUGGGCGCGCAGAACGCCUUCGGCACCGACGCAGGCUUCGGCGGCGCCAUGGCCGUCGACAACCCCUCGGUGGUUUAUCUCUGCGGCGAGUGCUCCGCGCGCGUGCCGCUGAAGCGUGGCGACCAGAUCCGUUGCAAGGACUGCGGACACCGAGUGCUGUACAAGGAGCGGACGAAGCGAAUGGUUCAAUUCGAGGCUCGGUGA
Molecule: messenger RNA, 234 nt
Organism: Penicillium alfredii
Lineage: Eukaryota; Fungi; Ascomycota; Eurotiomycetes; Eurotiales; Aspergillaceae
Product: Rpo12/RPC10 RNA polymerase subunit family protein
Exons: 2
Coding region: 1-234 (77 amino acids)
Biological process (GO): DNA-templated transcription
Cellular component (GO): RNA polymerase III complex; RNA polymerase II, core complex; RNA polymerase I complex
Molecular function (GO): zinc ion binding; DNA binding; DNA-directed RNA polymerase activity
Source: RefSeq, a predicted model, not a curated record